Messenger RNA from Notolabrus celidotus (New Zealand spotty), 2750 nucleotides. It is a transcript of the gene slc35e3, whose product is annotated as solute carrier family 35 member E3. Gene Ontology annotation, molecular function: antiporter activity; nucleotide-sugar transmembrane transporter activity. Gene Ontology annotation, cellular component: Golgi apparatus. The record is from RefSeq and is a predicted model, not a curated record. NCBI's taxonomy places the organism in Eukaryota, Metazoa, Chordata, Actinopteri, Labriformes, Labridae. The transcript has 8 exons. Bases 325 to 1266 code for a protein of 313 amino acids.
GCUGUUCUUCCACACAGGGCGUUAACACGGAGGAAGCAGGAACACACAGAGCGGCUUUGAAGCACAAAUCACGGCAGUGGAUCAGCAGAGGAAGAAAUCCCUCUGGAAGAAGAACACCGGGGACUCUCUGCUGCUAAGGCCGGGGACUGGAGCUCCACCACCGGGUACAGAGACACACACAGCCCGGUCCCUCACCGGCUGAGAGAGAGACAGGCAGAGACACGGGGAGAGAGAGAGACAGGUGGAGAGAUGGAGACCACAGUGUAAACAACAAGAUAAACGUAACUCCUCUGAGGUACUCCAAGCUAGAAAACCUUCGACACCAUGGCGGGAGAUCUGCUCAGUUUUUCAGCCAACAAGCGCAUCAUCGCCGGCCUGCUGGUCAACCUGUUCUCCUCCAUCUGCAUCGUCUUCAUCAACAAGUGGAUCUAUGUGCACUAUGGCUUCCCCAACAUGACCCUGACCCUGGUCCACUUUGUGAGCACCUGGCUGGGACUCUACGUCUGCCAGAAGAUGGACAUUUUCGCUCCGAAGAGCCUCCCGAUCCGCAGGAUUGUGUGGCUGGCUCUGAGCUUCUGUGGGUUUGUGGCCUUUACUAAUCUGUCCCUGCAGAAUAACUCCAUAGGAACGUACCAGCUGGCUAAAGCCAUGACCACGCCUGUCAUCAUCCUCAUCCAGACCACGUACUACAAGAAGACCUUCUCCACCAAGAUUAAACUCACAUUGGUUCCUAUAACAUUAGGCGUGAUACUGAACUCGUACUACGAUGUGAGGUUCAACCUGCUGGGGACAGUGUUCGCGACGCUGGGAGUUCUGGUGACGUCUCUGUACCAAGUGUGGGUCGGAGCGAAACAACAUGAGCUCCAGGUGAACUCCAUGCAGCUGCUCUACUAUCAGGCUCCUCUGUCGUCUGGCUUCCUGCUCUGCGUCGUUCCUGUCUUUGAACCUCUGACCGGAGAAGGAGGAAUAUUCGGACCCUGGUCUCUGCCGGCUCUGCUGACUGUGUUCUUCUCGGGUGUGGUGGCGUUCCUGGUCAACCUCUCGAUCUACUGGAUCAUCGGAAACACUUCAGCCGUCACCUACAACAUGUUCGGUCAUUUCAAAUUCUGCAUCACUCUGGUUGGAGGAUACCUGCUCUUCCAUGACCCGCUGUCACUGAACCAGGCUCUGGGGAUCCUCUGCACUCUGGCAGGAAUCCUGUCCUACACUCACUUCAAGCUGGCCGAGCAGGAGGAGGGGAAGAGCCGCCUGGUUCAACGACCAUAGGUUGAUCUAACCCAUCAGUCACCAUCACGGACUCCUGCCAUUGGCUGAAAGAACUUUUUUAUAAAUACUUUUUAUAUUUUUAUGAGUAUUUUUGCAGGAUAGUUAAACAUUUUAUCACGGUUGCCCUGAAAGGAUGACACGUGCACGGCAUGUGAAGUCAUCUCUCAGCUGAACAGUUUUUAUAUUUGUACCAGAAGCUGAAGCUCUUCACAUUAUCAGCUGCUUUAUUAAAACUAAACAUCCAAAGUAACACCUGAUUCCAUGUGAAGCAGAAAGAAGCACAACUUUCUCUCACUGCUUGAUAGAGGAGUGAGUUCAGCUCUCUCUGCGGUGUGUGUGUUGACCUUUGGUACGACCGGUGGGAGUGGUUUCCUCUCAGUUAAUCAAAAGGAGCCAAACAAUAUCAGUCAUGAGAGGGUGGGUCCAGUUAAAGGACUGUUAGUUUAUCCUGCUGCUGCCAUGACAACAAUCAGAGUAAUAUCAUCAGUCCAUAAAAGCAGAGAUGAUCACAUCGUCCGGUCUCUGUCCUCUAUCUGCUCCAAGGAUCUGACACGUAUCAGCUCGUCUUCUUCUUCUGUUUUAACCUCAGAUAUUUACACACACUGUCCUUUAAUUCACCUCAGCUGUGACUUAGUCCAACACAUUUCAAGCGGUCCACGUAAAUGAUUUCAAAAGACGCCUGACAAACACUCACUGAUGUACUGAGGUGUUGUUAUUGACAGAGAGAGGCACAGCAAGCUCACACCUGAAUCAACACCCAAUCAGGAGCAUGCAUGGACGAACUGAGUCUGCUGAGUUUAUGUUUAACUUCAUGCUGAUGAAUAAUAGGAGAAAACUUCACAGCCUUCCAAAUGUCACAGGAACAGGAAGUGGACGUGGAAUCAUUCAGAAUCAGUGUCAGGAAGGAGUCAACAUGAAAUUGGACAUUGCGAUACGACACAAGCUUUGCUAACGCUAUAGAGAUUAGCUAACAGGACAAUAGAGUCAGAGUAGAAAUAAUAGAUGCACUUUUCCACUGCGUGACUUUUCUUCAGACUGAUAUUCACUCAGCUGCAGAAAAUGUUCCUGCAACCGAGCCUUUGAACAAAACAGCAUUAAAAGUUGGUCCUUGAUUUUUCAUUCUUCAGUUUUUAGAUUCAAGCUUCUUUUCGCUCCUUCAUUUAAUGUCUUCCUCUCUGUUUUAAACUUGUUCCCUAUCAUAAUAAUAUGCUUUAUCAUUCUGCCCAAUAAGCUCAGAGUUAUACUUGUUUUGUUUUCUUUUAAUAAAAAGGUUAAUGUUUACGUUCAGGAUGUUUUUAACUCUCAUGCAGCACGAAGGGAACUUUGGGAAAGACGUGAAUCACAGAGCGACGAUCAAUCUGUGGAGCGUUUAAAGGUACGAUGUGAGUCUUAAUACGCGUACGGUCCGUCACAUUUUUACAUGGAUUGCUUUGUAUUGCCGAUGUAUGAGCAGAUUGUAUCUUAAAUUAAAAAAUUCAACCUUC